Molecule: messenger RNA, 3218 nt
Organism: Camellia sinensis
Lineage: Eukaryota; Viridiplantae; Streptophyta; Magnoliopsida; Ericales; Theaceae
Biological process (GO): positive regulation of transcription by RNA polymerase II
Cellular component (GO): MLL1 complex; Ino80 complex; NSL complex
Molecular function (GO): G-quadruplex RNA binding; protein binding
Source: RefSeq, a predicted model, not a curated record
GAAAAGAGAAAAAAAAAAAAAAAACGCAACUUGGGAAGGGAAGUAUCGUCCUGUGAGGCCUCCUUCUAACUCUCUCUCUCGACUGAGCUCAUUCCGGUGCUUCCUCCACUCAAUUCACACCAAUACACACAGACACAGAAGAGAGUAGAUUUGCUAGGGUUUUAGGAGGAGAUGACAGCAAUUGUUCCACCUCCAUGGAUCCCUGAAGAUGACCUCUUGUUGAAGAACGCUGUCGAGGCAGGUGCUUCCUUGGAAGCACUUGCUAAAGGGGCAGUGCAAUUUUCUCGUAGAUUCACCUUUCAAGAACUGCAAGAUAGAUGGCAUUCUUUGCUCUAUGAUCCGGAUAUUGCAGCUCAGGCUUCUGCUCUCAUGGGUGAGCUUGAAGGUGGUUCUUCCAAUCUAUCAUCAAAGUUCAAUAGAUCAGACAAAUCUAAAGAAAGUAAAAUGGUUCAUGAAAAGAGAAAAGUUGGAAGUAUCCGUAAACAAUACUAUGCCAUGCGAAAGAGAAUUCGAAGUGAAUUUUGUAGCUCUGCUGAUCUAGAAUUUCUUACUGGAAAUGGAGGUGAGUUUCACGAGCAGGUAACACUUGCUGAUGUGCCUCCAGUUGGUAACUCUAUGCUCGGAGAUUGUAUGCCAAACCAUUUUGGGCUGCAAGAAACAGAUUUUGAUAUCCUACAUCAUGCUUUCCCACAGACAAUGACGGAUAUAACUGCCACCAAUGCUGUUGCUAAUGUUGGUGAUGCGUUUCAGUCUGAAGGCCCAGACUCACUUGCAGAUAAUCAGAUAAGCACAAUUAGAAGGAACAGUUGCUCUUUUGGAUUUCCUGAUGAUGUUUCUUCCUUGUCAGUCCGAGAUUCACUAAGAUAUGAUGAAACGAAACCUUUUCAGCAGAGUAAUGAAUGCAAAGAUAUUUCUCAUGGUCUUGAAGAUAAUGCAGUAGACUUUGGGAAAUGUUCAGGUGUUGAUGAAAUGGAUACAUCUCAACCACUUUCGGGUAGAAAAUUAUUUGUAGCGGAUCAUUCAGAGACAAGGCCCUUGUCUACCUUUGAUUCAACUAAUAAUAACCUCCAAAAUGUUUGCUCUGAAUUUGAAGGAAGACAGCACUUCAGUUCCCCCAAUUCAGAUGGUAGUGCUUCAUUUCAUACAAUGGGAUUUUCACCUCCACUGCCUAGCAUGCCUCUUUGGAAGACAAUGGAGGAUAUCUCAGCACCUGCUAUGCCAGUGAAUGUGAGCCCUGAUGUUAAAAGGCAGGGUGCAGAAGAUGUGUCAGAACUUCCUGAUAAUGAUGAUUGUAAAAGAAAAAGUUCAUCAGGCAAUGAUGUUAUCCAUUCAGGGCCAAUGUUGACAGACAAACAAAAUGGUGAUGGCUUUAUUAAUUCAAAUGCUAUGUCAGAUGGCGAGUUUGCAGAUCUCCCAGAUUCACUUUUGGACUUCUCGAAUGAGGAUGGGAUUCUCUUCAUGGAUGUAGACGGGAAAGAGACACUGGAUAAGCCUUGCUAUGAUAAUACACCUAUGUUGAGUUCUACCAAGAACGUUGACGAGGGUGAUGCUCCCAAAGUUGAACCUAAGACAAUGAUUGUUUCAAAUACUGGCCUUGCUACUGCUGGUGGUUCAUGUGCAGGGGAGUCAGAAGUUAUCACUUCCCAUGUACACACUGUUUGUGGUGAUCAGCAAAGUGUUUCUCAUUCAGGAGUCAAAAUGCCAUCUACAUCAGCAUUAUAUAGCAAGUUUAUUGAACGUACUGAUGGGAACUUGCACUGCACAUUGAACACUGAAGACCCAGAAAUCCCAUGCAAUGAUGAUAUUUUCUUGCUUAUCCAUCCAACUGCAUCAUUUUCUUCUUCUGCUAUAGCACCAAUCACUAUACAUGCUAUUGACCAUGUAUCCUAUGCUAGCGAGAAGGAUAGUGGACAAGGACUAAAAUUGAUGAAGAAAGGAGAAGAUCCUGCACAAUGUUUUAAGCCAUCAAUGAUGGUAGGACCAUACAUGUUGCCGGAAAGUGGUCCAGAUCAUGCAAUUGUUGGGUGCGCUGUCAAAUCUGAGUUGCCUGAUACUAGCUGUAUGUCUCUGCCUUCCAGACACAAAGCCAUUGGAGAGCCAACUCAAUGCAGAUCAGCACACGCAACUCCAAACUCUGCUGUGGAUGAAAAACUGGAGAAUGAUGUUACAAAAAUCGAAUUGGGGGUGGUAGACACCCCAGGUACAUUUAGGGAAUUUCCAUUACAUGCAGAAGCAGGUUCUGUUGAAAUAACUCUUCGAGAAUCGAUGGUAAAUCCCUCAACAUCAGAUCAGGAAGAACCUGACAGCGACAAUGAUGUCCCUUGUUUUUCUGAUAUUGAAGCUAUGAUACUUGAAAUGGACCUAGGUUCAUAUGAUCAGGAUUUAUAUUUUAGUAGGCGAGUCUCACAGUAUCAAAAUGAAGAUUCUAAGAGGAAAAUCAUAAGGUUGGAACAGUGUGCUCGAUCUUCUCUUCAAAGAGACAUGGCAUCUCAAGGUGCCCUUGCAAUCUUGUAUGGCCGCCAUGUGAAACAUUUCAUUAGGAAAACUGAGGUCAUACUUGGAAGAUCGACAGACGAAGCUGAUGUGGAUAUUGAUUUGGGGAAAGAAGGGCGUGCUAACAAAAUAUCUAGACGGCAGGCAAUUAUCAAGAUGGAAGAAGAUGGAUCUUUCUUUUUGAAAAAUCUUGGGAAGAGUUCAAUCUUGGUGAAUGGCAAAGCAGUUGGCACUGAACAGUCAAUGGGUCUUGGUUCAAGUUGUUUGAUCGAGAUAAGGGGAAUGAGUUUCAUGUUUGAAAUGAACCACAAAUCUGUCGGGCGCUACUUAGACAACAUUGCCAAGAAAAGCCAAGGACAGAGAACCAAUUUUGAAUGGUCGCCUAGGGGAGCCCUGAGUUGAGGAAUGCUUUGAAAAGAUGAUCUCCUGUGAGAAGGUGCAGUAACUGUGGGACGUUCUGCUCGAAUGGCUGUGCUCAGGGUGCAUAUUUUGUUAGGUGUUUUCCACUCUUCACUGUGUCGUAAAGGAUGUCAAAUUUUGGCAUCCAAGUUGGUUGUCCCUUCUCAAAUAGUCUUAUUUGAACUUUGAUAGCUGUGUUUGGAACUUGGAUAUUAUUUCCCUUCUUACACAUUGUUUAAGGCGGCUGAUUUUUUUUCCGUGGUUGACCUUUUAGUUUUUUAUGAAAACAUAUGUAAAAAAAAGUAGAGAGUGAUAUAAAAAUUUAU